AUGCUCCCAUUCUCCUACAUCGAACCCCUCGUCAAGGACAGGGGUGCUCAGCUCACGGAUGCCGAGCUCGAGCUCUACAAGGAGUGCUACUCCGGCCUGCUGCCCUUUGAGUUCGAUCAGGAUAGCAUGCCGCUGGAAACCCCGCAGCUCGUGCACGACGAUGCUCGCAGCACGAUCCGUGUCGUUCGCCUGCGCAAGAACGAGAGGAACGGCUUCGACACCGAGCGCUGGCUCCCGAUCAGCAAGGAGGAGCGUGCUGCGGGGAAGAUCAAGACGUCGCACAACUACACCGCCUGUGCCAUCUUCCGGUAUCUCAUUCGUGACGACACGGACGACGAGAUGGAGAAGGAGCGCCAGGAGAUGCCGGAGACGCGCGUGUUUGUCAUCCGGUCGUACAAGAAGGAUUACGACCUGCAGUACGAGAGGGUGCGCAAGAUCGAGCUCAAGGCGUUUGAGACUGCGAUCAGCCCUGCGAUCCCAACGCUGCACAGCUGGGCUAUCAGCCCGCUCUGCGUGCAUCUGUGCUCGGAGUUUGAGGAUGGCUUCAACUUCAAGCAGCUCCUCGACAAUGGCAAGUGGCACGAGGACCAGUUUGACUUCCUCUGGAUGCACGCCUACGCAUUCUGGGAUGCGGUGCACUCCAUCUUGGAGCGAGCCGAGAGCGGCUUCCCCAAGUACUCCACGUAUUACCUGCCGAAGAUGUUUGUCGUGCAGGUCUGGGGAAGGUACAACGGCCUCGUCCCGCUGGAGUUCAAGCUCCACGACCUCCUCCCCUCCUGUGAACACAACGAUCUGGAUUACAUCGAUCCGGCGGCUGCUGAGGAUCAAAUUGCAGGCAUCGAGUCUGACAACUCCAACGAGAUCCCAUGGAGCAUCGGAUGUGUCAUCAUGGAGAUCAUCACCGGCAAGAAGCCGUUCUUUUCCUGGCCCAAGGAGAACCGCCUCGAGGCAUUGGCAGAGGAGCACAGGCUCGCGCGAGAACAAGAGAGGGACUACAAGAUCCCAGCGUUUGCUCUCAUCCCAUGCAACGAGGAGUACACACCCAUCCUCGACUACCUCCCACGCCUCCUGGACCCAGACGCUGGAGAGCGCCAUUUCGAGUCUGUGCAGCUCUCCAUGGCGUACGACAAGCUCGAACCCACUGUGGCUAAAUGCAAGGCUCACUUCCCCUCGCUCUGCAAGCAUGACAUCAUGCCUAUCUCGUAG
Guillardia theta CCMP2712 is the source of this 1206-nucleotide messenger RNA. RefSeq lists its product as hypothetical. The coding region runs from base 1 to 1206 and encodes 401 amino acids. The record is from RefSeq and is a predicted model, not a curated record. The transcript has a single exon. NCBI's taxonomy places the organism in Eukaryota, Cryptophyceae, Pyrenomonadales, Geminigeraceae.